Molecule: messenger RNA, 1428 nt
Organism: Pseudocercospora fijiensis CIRAD86
Lineage: Eukaryota; Fungi; Ascomycota; Dothideomycetes; Mycosphaerellales; Mycosphaerellaceae
Exons: 2
Coding region: 119-1273 (384 amino acids)
Biological process (GO): isoprenoid biosynthetic process; isopentenyl diphosphate biosynthetic process, mevalonate pathway
Cellular component (GO): cytosol
Molecular function (GO): diphosphomevalonate decarboxylase activity; ATP binding
Source: RefSeq, a predicted model, not a curated record
GAAAUCGUACGAGUGCCCGAACACCGAUCUUACGCCGACCAGCAUUUCCUGGCACAGACAGCCAGACGGAGGGAUAUAUAGGCACAAGCUGUAGGCGUGCUGGAGUCCAACAAGACCAAUGGCAGAGAUUCACCGCGCAUCGACAUUUGCGCCAGUAAACAUUGCGAUUAUCAAAUACUGGGGCAAGCGAGACACCAAACUGAACCUUCCUACCAAUGGCUCCAUCUCCGUCACUCUCUCCCAAGAUGAUCUUCGCACGCACACGACUGCAUCGACUAGCUCCGACUUCACCGAGGAUACGCUUACCCUGAACAAUGAAUCGCAGGACAUCUCCGGCGCGCGAACACAGGCAUGUCUGCGAGAGCUGCGUGCGCUCAGAAAGGAAGUGGAGAAUCAAGAUCCGAGCCUGCCCAACUUGAGUGAUCUGAAGCUCAAGAUUGUCAGUGAGAACAACUUCCCCACUGCGGCGGGUCUUGCAAGCUCUGCUGCAGGCUUUGCGGCGCUUGUCCGUGCCAUCGCAAACCUCUACCAACUUCCUACCAGCCCGACAGACCUGUCCAGGAUCGCUAGACAAGGCUCGGGCAGCGCAUGCAGAAGCUUGAUGGGUGGUUACGUGGCAUGGCAGAAGGGCGAAGAGAAAGAUGGCAGCGAUAGCGUGGCAUAUGAGGUGUCGUCCGCAUCACACUGGCCUGAAAUGAGAGCUCUUAUCCUGGUUGCCUCCGCAGACAAGAAGGACGUGAGCUCAACAGCAGGCAUGCAACAAACCGUAGCAACCUCGGCCCUUUUCGAGCAUCGCUAUACUGAGGUGGUGCCGAAACGGAUGAAGGCUAUGGAGAAGGCCAUCCACAAUCGCGACUUUGAAAGCUUUGCCAUUUUGACGAUGAAGGACUCUAACAAUUUCCACGCCUGCUGUCUUGAUACCCAACCGCCCAUCUUCUACCUGAACGACACCAGCAGAGCCGCGAUCCGGAUGUGCGAAUAUAUCAACAGCCUUCACCCGGAUGACAAGCCAUAUUGUGCCUAUACAUUCGAUGCAGGCCCGAACGCUGUGGUAUAUUACCUGACAGAGCACGAGGAUAUCGUUGCUGGAGCAUUCAAAUCCAUUCUGGACGGCAAGACUGGCUGGGAAGGACCACGCGGCCAACACGUGAAGCCACACCCAGGUGUCGAAGGUAUUGAUCUUGUAGCAGAAAAGCUGCAGGCUGGCAUUUCGAGAGUCAUCCUGACAUCGGUCAGCGAUGGUCCGAGGAAGACCAACGAGCAUCUCUGUUAGAGACGAGCAGGCUUUUCUUUUUCUUUUCGGCUUGUAAAGGACAUCAUGAAGCAUUCGACAGUACUUGGAAUAUGCAUUGUUGAGAUACCAGAUACCACUAUCGUUAGCUUUGAAUGCAUUGGACAGCGUCGUCGAGGCUGCCGCGAGGGAGACCG